CUUCAACCAAACAUCUCUUUGAGCACAAUCGUUCACAUUGAUUAUUGCACAUCGUCAAUAGCCAGGACGAUUGCGCACCUUGCGACUGCGACGAUUUGCUCAGCUCGCCGCUACUCGCUCUUACCUACACGAUUCCUUGACUUUAUCGAUUUUUUUGCAUUCGACCGAGCGCUCCUGCAGCCACGAAUUACAAUUAUCCAGCGAACCACUCAUUGCGGUCAAUAAUCAGCAUUCGCUCGAUUUUGGGACAGGCCACUUUCAAUCACAAAUUAUCACAGUCUCCCAUUGCCCGAACCGUCCGAUCCAACAGCCGACGACGGAGCGACCGAGGAGUGCCGAGCUCCUUCGCCUUUGUCCACCGAGUCUUGACAACCGACACCAAAGCCCAGCCAAGCUUCCCUAUGCUUGGUUAAUCACCGGUCGAAAUGAACAGAAGGGCACCUGCUGCUUCGGAAAUGCCCCGCAAACGCCGGCGGAUACGAGGACCAAGUGCCAUGGCUUCAGACCCUCCCCAGCUCACCUGGCCCACCAGCCAGGUCCCGGUCGAGAUCUUUGACGAAAUCACCACCUACCUGUCCCGUUCGGAUGUCAAGAACCUCCGCUUGGUCAAUCACGAGUUCGACAAGAUGAUCUCAUCCAAAUACUUCCGCAACGUUGUGGUUCCUUUCCGAUCCGAGAUGUACAAGGCGAGAAAGCAAAAGUACCUGGAUGAUGGAGGUGGAGCGCAGCCUCCACUCGGAGUGGACACCCUCUUCUCCAGCGGCAUGCGCAUCUUUCAGUCCUUUGGCGAGCACAUUCUUCGAUUUGCCUUGUCGCUCGAGCUGGACGAGGAGAGCCUUGCCUACCCUCCCAUCAAGCCGACCCAGAAAGCCGUUACCUCGUACUGGGGUAUCUACCGCUGGCCUCACGAGUCGUACAAUCGGUAUGCGGAACUUGAGGGGCUUGAGCAGACUGCCGAUGAGACAGCGUCUAUGACAGAGGCCUUGAAGUGCUUGGUGAGGGUUCAGGAACUCGGGCUGUGCUGCGAUGCUGGACUGGGCUACCUUCUGGGACCCGACCAGCAGUUGGAGAGCCCUCCCCUGCCGCACCCGGUCUUUGGCCUCCGCAAUUUACGAUACCGAAACCUGCAGCGACGCCUGGCCCGAGACGAUUCGGACUCUAUGAAUGCCCGAAAGCUCGCCUUUGAGAGUCCUCGAGAUUUCAAGUAUACCGUACUGGAGGCCAUGGUCAAGAAUGCCGGGUACACGCAAGAGCAGGCUAAGGACGCUAUUGCUAUACUCUUGAGCACCGAGAAUGUCUCACUGUCGAAUAUCGACUUUGACGAACGUACCGCCGCUGCUGCUGCCGCUGUCGCAGCCGCCAAUGCAGCCGCCCAUGCAGCCCAGGCCAACGCUGAAGCUCGUGCCGAUUUCAUUGCUCACACCACUCCUCAGAACAUCCAUAACCUCGCCCAGAUCUUACUCCAAAAUCAACCUCCCCCGUUCAUCAACGCUAAUGACGCUGAGGAUCCCGAGCAUGAUGACGAAGUUGCUGAGGCAAACGCUGAGGCGAGAGCGGCGGCCAAUGUGCUUAAUGAGCUCACGGCGGGCCAUCCACUACAGCCUAGAAAUCUGACUAGAGCCCAGAAGGAGAUGCUGCUAGAGUUGGAAUGGGCACACCGAGCUCUCAUUCAAUCAUACGUCCUCGCCCUCAUCGACAACGCUCGGAUGAAUAGCUUCAGUUCUUUGACGACCCUGACGAUCGCCAAAAUUCCCAGCAGCCACGUCUACAUGUUUCAAAGGUCGGAUUUCUGGCAGAGCCUGCCCAACCUUACCAACGUGGCUCUUGCUGUUGUAGCCGACUGGCGUCAGAUAUCCAAGGUCGCUCCUGGCUGUGUCGAGGACAACCCCGUCUCGCCCGUAGAGGCGGUGACCAAGGUCUACCGCUUGUUGCAAGACCAUAUCUCGACACAAUCCAACAUCAAAUUCCUCCAUUUCGAGUGGAUUUGUGGUGGCGAGUUUGCACCUGGCAUCACUCAGCGGAACCAAUACGUGCUUCCCGCCCCAUUCUGCUCGCCGUCGCAGAUGAUACACCACGCAGGUGCCAAGUCGCCCGAAACCUUGCUCACUCUACCGCACAUCAGACACCUGUCGCUCAAGAACUGCUACUGGGCGCCGCACGUCUUUCUACAGGUUCUGCGGACAAUGGGAACCCAGUCUCUGGAAAAGCUGGAACUCGAAAGUGUUUCUCUCACGGGCGCGCCCAUGAGAAACCUUCCCGAUAUCGGACAGGCACAUGAACAAGGCCAGGCUCACGGUCAUAAUCAGCUACCUGCGCUGCCGCCGGCUCCUAUGCAUCUCCAAGCCAACACGGCCUUCGCAGGUUUGCCAGCGGUUCCGGCCGGAGUGGUGGUCCCUCAAGGCCCGCUGCAUGCUCCUGGCGUCUUGCCGGCGCAUCUGAUUGGCAUGAUGCAGCACCAAGCUCUUCCGCAAAUCGCCAAUGUGGCGAACAACGCGGCGCCUCCUCCGCCUCCAUCCGAUCCAUUGGCCGGCUGGAGUAGGAUGCGACUAAGACAGCCACGACUGCUGUCUUGGGCUGGCAUCAUUGAACGUCUCGCCCCGACUCCGCCGAUUCAAGAGAUCAUGGUUGGUCAAGAUGACGAAGAUGAUGAAGAGGAUUGGGUGGACGACUUUGUACGAAAGGAUGAGGGAUUCUCGCUGUUGCUGCGGCCACACAGUCUCGUCAGGGAGAAGGAUUUGCUCAGCAUUCAGCACAUCUCGCUCAAGUCCUGCGGCUACGCAGUCUUGGACACCCCCACGGUUGACAAUCAUAGUAUCAUGCCAACCAACACCCCUUGGCAAGAGCCUUCGGAAGUGACUUCGCGUCGACGGGAGCUUAUGCCCUUCAUGCAGGCCUGCGGCGACAGGCUGGCGGCUAAGAUCACCAAUUACCUGAACAAUCAGGAGCACUUCAACCUUUCGACUGCCUUUGGUAUGGAUACGGAGUGGACUGGUGUGUACGAUGAGGAUGUCAUUGAAGCUGCAAAGAGGGAUGGUAUCGUUCAUCCUGGAAGAGGACGAUUCACGGGUAUGAUUACCAAGAUGGCAGAGCAGGUUUGA
Molecule: messenger RNA, 3098 nt
Organism: Colletotrichum phormii
Lineage: Eukaryota; Fungi; Ascomycota; Sordariomycetes; Glomerellales; Glomerellaceae
Product: F-box domain-containing protein
Exons: 2
Coding region: 426-3098 (890 amino acids)
Molecular function (GO): protein binding
Source: RefSeq, a predicted model, not a curated record